Hypanus sabinus (Atlantic stingray) is the source of this 6051-nucleotide messenger RNA. RefSeq names its product glycerol-3-phosphate dehydrogenase 1-like protein. Gene Ontology annotation, biological process: carbohydrate metabolic process; glycerol-3-phosphate catabolic process. The transcript has 9 exons. The record is from RefSeq and is a predicted model, not a curated record. Bases 296 to 1234 code for a protein of 312 amino acids. NCBI's taxonomy places the organism in Eukaryota, Metazoa, Chordata, Chondrichthyes, Myliobatiformes, Dasyatidae. Gene Ontology annotation, cellular component: cytosol; glycerol-3-phosphate dehydrogenase (FAD) complex. Gene Ontology annotation, molecular function: NAD binding; glycerol-3-phosphate dehydrogenase [NAD(P)+] activity; protein homodimerization activity.
CAUGCUCACUGCCAUCUACCGCUGUAUUCCGCUGACACCCAGCAGUUCCACUCCGCUGCCGUGAGACGAAGUGCGGGCUGCUCCGGCGCAAAUGGCUGCGCCCCUGAAAGUGUGCAUUAUUGGCUCUGGAAACUGGAAAUGAAUCAUUCUACUCUACAGUUCUACCUGUGGCACCACCGCUUCAAUACCUUGCCCAAGUGGCCAUUCUACAUGCGAGACUGGACAGGGCUCUGCAAUUGCGAAGAUAAUUGGAAAAAAUGUCCAGAAAAUCCCGAAAUUUGCUAGAACAGUCAAUAUGUGGGUCUUUGAAGAGCUGAUUAAUAACAGGAAAUUAACUGAAAUUAUAAACCAAGAACACGAGAAUGUUAAAUAUCUGCCUGGAUAUAAACUGCCUGAAAAUGUGGUUGCUGUUCCAGACUUGAAGGCUGCUGUACGUGAUGCAAAUUUGCUAGUUUUUGUUGUGCCCCACCAAUUUAUCCGCAAAUUAUGUGAUGACAUUGCUGAUCAAGUGCCAAAAAAUGCUCUUGGCAUUAGUCUUAUAAAGGGAAUUGAUGAAGGACCUGAAGGAUUAAAAUUAAUUUCUGAUAUAAUCAGGGAAAAAAUGAAAAUUGAUGUCAGUGUAUUAAUGGGUGCCAAUAUAGCCAAUGAGGUUGCAGCAGAUAAGUUCUGUGAAACUACAAUAGGCAGCAAAAAUGUAGGAAAUGGUUAUCUAUUCAAGGAGCUCUUACAGACACCCAGUUUUCGGAUAACAGUGGUGGAAGAUGCAGAUACGGUAGAACUGUGUGGAGCAUUAAAGAACAUUGUUGCAGUUGGUGCUGGUUUCUGUGAUGGGCUACUCUGUGGAGAUAACACUAAGGCUGCUGUAAUUCGUCUGGGUUUGAUGGAGAUGAUUGCGUUUGCCAAACUCUUUUGCAAAGGAACCGUGUCUGUUGCGACUUUUCUGGAGAGCUGUGGAAUUGCAGAUGUUAUAACAACGUGCUAUGGAGGGCGAAACCGUAAAAUUGCAGAAGCUUUUGUAAAGACUGGAAAGACUAUUGAACAGCUAGAACAGGAGAUGCUGAAUGGUCAGAAGCUUCAGGGGCCUCAGACAUCAGCGGAAGUACACCACAUUCUCAAACAAAAGUCGAUGGUGGAUAAGUUCCCUUUGUUCACAGCAGUGUAUCAGAUUUGCUACGAAGGCAAGCCAGUGGGAGAACUGAUGGCCUGCUUGCAGAGCCAUCCAGAACACAUGUAAAAGUGCAUUAAGGUGGAUUACAUAUGGAGUUCCUUGUGCAUGGAGCUAAUGCUAGUAUUGACGUGUGGAUCACCAACUAAAGAGAUUGUAUUUGACUAGAUUGCUCUGAAGUAGAUUUUGUGACAUGAAUCGGUUAUGCAGUAUCAAUGGAGUUUCCAUUAUAUUGUUAGUUAAUGUUUGCAAUAUUGUGGUGGAGGGAGAUGAACAUUCAGUCAAAAAUGCCACAGUGAGCAAAUAACAAAGUUUUAUUAAUCUGAGUGCCUAUUCAUAAUGGAAAUACUGUAGCUGAUGGUUUGUAUGUAUGUUGGCAUGAAGUUCAAGCAAACAUUUACGCAUAACUAAAUUUAGUUAUUGGGUAUUGUCAAACAACAAAUUCAGGCAUCAAAUAGCUCAUGGAAUAUCAGGUAUCACUAACUCUGUAACUUGAUAACAGAAUACUGUCAAACCUUAAUUUUUUUUCAAUAAAAUGUCAAUUUUAUUAGUUAUUUUAAUAUAUAAUUUGUGAAAGUCUGUAAUUUUAAGAGUUGUGUAAUUAAAAGCAUAUUGAUGUUAACUGUAGUUAAUUGCACACCUGACUUACUGUAGGUUUGAACCAGAAGUAAAAUCACUUUCCCUGGUGAGAUACAAAUAGACCCUCUCAGAUGGGGGCACUUUUGCUACUUUACAUUUUGAUGCGUCAUAUAAUCUUCAAAGUAUCAGUUCCUAAUGAUAGUUCUCUUACCUCUGAUCCAAAAGACCAAGGCUUCAAGCAGUACUUCAAAGUUUUGAGUAGUUAAAGCAAGUAUCCUUUUGUGCAAUGUCUAUAAUGUAAAAAUUAUAAACAGCUGACAUUUCAAAAAUACUUUACCACUUUAGUUUCUCACCAGCCAGACUGCUGAUUACUUUCUCCACAGCAUACCCCUCUCCCAAGUUAACUUUUUGUCACAAGGCUCCCUGACUCUCGAUUUCUUUUUCCCUUUUCUCUCAUCUGUGGCCUCUCUCACCUCUGACCUGCCCAGAAGCUACCAUUUCCAUCUGACAAACUGUAGCAUCAAAACGGACACACUCACAAAAAAUGCUGCCCUGAAGCAAAGGGGAAAAUCAUUCUUCCAAGAUUCAAAACAGUGCCCUUCUCCCUCCCUGCCUCCACUAUGCAGCAUCCACUGAAUUUGUAGCUCAAUCAUGUGCAUAACAUAUUCUCUUAAAGCCUAGCUGGCCAUUUGGCCCAUUGUGUCCAUUCUGGCUCAUCCCACUCCCUCAUUUAUUUCUUUGCAGCCUAUAUUCUCACAUGCCAAUUCUUAUACAUACCACCCCAACUCCUGUUUCUCCUGCCAUAUAUAGCUCUUGUACACUGAAGGCAAUUUACAGUGACCUAUUAUCCUAUCAAUGAGUAUUUUUGGGGUGUGGGAGGAAACUAGAGCACCAAGCAGAAACCCAUACAGAAUAUGCAAAUUCCACACAGAUAGCACGGGAUCAAAUUCAGGUAGCUGGAACUGUGCCGUGCUGCUGUCCUGACUGAUACUUUACUUUUUAAAACCUUACGACUGAUGCAAGUAAAAGCAGCUACCUUUCCUGGUUUUACCCUGCAGCAUGCGAUGCAGGGCCCACCCCAAGGAUGGUGGGCCUUUCUUUUGAUGUUUGGUUCUGAUCAAACCAAGGCAUGAAUUCAGGUUUUUCUUGUGGCUUGGACUGGAAGCCACUGUGGAUUUCCCAUCAAGGGACGAGAGUGGGAAAGAGGAUCUGAGUCAGAAGAGUAUAAAAGCAGAACACAGAAAUGGGCCCUCUUAGCCCACCAGAUCCAUGCCACGAUGGCAAUGUUUCCUAAUUCCAUUUGCCCACAUUAUCCCCUUCUCCCUCUCCGCCCUUCUUAUCCAGGUACCUUUCCUUUAUAUAUUGUAUCUGCCUCCACCACUUUCCAGAUAUUCACCACUUUGUGUGAGAAAGUUUUUUUUUUAAAAACUUGCCUUAUGAGGUACAUGGUGGCUUCCCUAGACAUGACAAUGCCCCCUGCUGUGGAACCUUACAUUUCCAGUCACCUUAAUGCACUUAAUCUGAGAUGGCAGUCUGGUGCUUCACAUUAAACUAACAGGAGUCUUGUUUGCACAGGAACACCAAAUCACAGUGGCUUUGAGUUGAUGCAGAUCUGCAACAGUCUGUUGGAACAAUGGAAUUUGGAAAAUGUACUGGUCGGUUUCCACAGCACACAAUAGAAUGAAAAAGCUGAGCAGACAUAAUUAUAAAAUUAAAAAAUGCUGAUAAUGCAGCAAAUUGUUGAACUAGGUCAAAGGCAGGUUUUAGAAUCUGUAAGAGUGACUGGAUAAAAUGAGUACAGACAUGCUAAUCACAGUCACAGUGAGAAACAUUUAUCAGCAUGAAGACAUUUGGAACAGUGGAAGAAAUAGUGAUAAGAGUUUUGGCUGCUCGAACUUCCCUUGUGGUCAGAAAAAGUUGGUGAGAGUAUCUUACACAGCUGCCUUGUGAGGUGCUGGCUAUGAGGAAUACUCAUUUUACCAGUUUUGUUUUGAAAACCGUUACUACUGAGACAAUUUUAAUGCAUGCUGUAAUAGUUACCCGUCUUUGGGGAAGUGGCCUCGUUUUCUGAAAAGAAAUGCUGCAUUGUUAGUGGCUUGCUGCACCAGGACAGAGUGUGCAUUCCUGGGGGGAGGGCUUGAUGGCUUGCCCUAUCGACUCCAAGGGCUGAAUCCUCUCAGGAUAAGAACUAGUUGAUGUUUUUAAAGUGAAAAUAAUUUGUAUAAAUUUAGAGAAGCAAAAACAAAAUGCUUUUUUUAAGCCAAACAUAUUCAGAUCUCUGCAGGGUAUACUUUUUUGUGAGUCCAAUGCAAAUGAACUUUAAAGAUCCUUUGCCUGCCUUAUGUAUGAGGCCAUUAUUAAAAUAGUCUUCACUGCAGGAGUGUUGUAGAUAAACGUGGUCAUGUCUAUAAACUAUGAUUGUAACAUAGAAUGUCAGAUGGGAUCACUGGCAGCAUCACGAGACCUCUGAGACCAUUUAAAAGGCCACAUUGCCACCCUGGCUUGAAUUGCAAUUCAACAUCAAACCUAAAAGCUGUUUUUUUUCCCUCUCUGUCUGACCAUUUGCUAACGAGAUUAAGUUUGAAGAUGCUUUAAAGCUAAUGAAGGUGGUAGAUUUGAAAGAUGAACCCUGAGAUGUGGGAGGAUUUAAUUAUUCUCGCAUUUGCAGGUUUUGUCAGGUUUACAGUACAGGUUUUUGUCUGUGGAACCCAUAGAUCAGAUCUUACCCAGACUCAUUAGAUUGUUGUUACUGAAAGUCUAACUGUUCUCCAUUUACCCUGCCCAUUAAAUCAGGACUUAAACACACAAGCAUAAUGAAAGGGGAAGGGUAGUGUUUUGUUCAGAAAACCCUAAUUCUACAUUUAGAAAACAAAAUUGCAAACUGUGUUGGCUUAAUUGAUUACUGAGUGCAAUGAUAUUAUGCUAAUUUUUUAGACCAAGAUCCCACAUUCUUCAGUUAAAUUAACAUCACAAAUGACAGUUCGCUACUCAUUGAGCAUGGCGGUGCAUCGGAAGAACAGCACUUUCACUUGGCAUUCCCAGGGUAAGAAUGGGAAAUCAAAUAGAAACCAUGCUUUCGGCCUCAUUCAUCAACUUCUUUCAGAAAGGCCGUAUGUGGGAACAGUGGUAAAUAUAGGUACCAGAUCUCUGGCCAAGCAUAUGAAAACUGAACUGAUUAAAUGGAGCACUUCUCUUGAGCUUUCAAAAAUUGGGGGAAGGGGAAGUUUUUAAUGUCAACAACAAGCCAUUCUGUUCUCAGCCAAGAUGCCACAAAUCUAAAAUAGCAACAGAAAAUGCUGGAAACACCUGGUAGCUCUGACAGCAUCUGUGCAGCAAUAAAUAUAAAGCAUGAAAUUGGUGAUUUCCUCGUGCACGAGGCUUAUGCUUAUACUUCUAGCUCAAUUUUAUUUAGGCUUCAAACACCUUUUGAUUCAUCAGGCAAGAUUCCUCUAUCACAUAUUUGAGAAUUGUGAUAAUCAAAAUCCAGUUACGCUUACAUAAAAGCACAGCUCUGAAGGACUGACAAAUGUCUCCAACUGAGAGCAAAGGCUACUGAUGGAGAAAGUGAAUUUUAAAACACUGCCAGAUAAGUAAGGUGUGCAAUGAAUUUGUGAUACUGCUAAAAAUGAAUUAAAAAUAAAUGUAAAAACAUUUCAAUUAUGAAUUAAGAUGUUUUACUAAUGUAAUUUCUUAACUUUUUAACACUGCUGGGAAUGACAAUGUCAUUGUACAACAUUGCACCCAGAUAUGAACAUUGUAAACUAAUAUCUCAAAAUAAAGUUUAAUUAUGCUGAUUUAUUUUGGAAAACAUGGAAUUCACAGCAAGAAGAAAUUUUCAAGGCCUCUCAACCCAUGUAGAGCUCUUUGUAACAAUAUGAAGAACUUUUUUGAAUACUAUUCCAUUUACUCCCCAUUUAAAGUAAUAAUGAUUUGUAAUAUAUGCAAGUAUUGUUUCCACUAACUUAGUAAGGAAUCAAAUAAGGAAAUGGAUUAACUAGGCUUUUCAUUUAAAAAUGGAAAUACAUUGAACAUGAAAUGGGACAAGUGGAGCAGAAUUGAUUUUCAUCUGGGGAGAAAAUGAUUCCACAUCUCUUCAUUCAUUUUAACCCGACUGCCUCAUUUAAUCUUGAAUACAGGCUGAUUUUGCUGCACAACUAAAUGUGGACAUGUUUUCCAUAAUUUAUCUUCAGUUCACUUCAACUACCCUGUCACAUUCAUGGAGCGAAGUAAUUCCAUUCUAUGUGACAAAAUGAAAUAUUCUAUGAAUAGAAACACCGAGGGAGGUAAUUUUGCACUCCCCCCCCCCC